AUGAAAACCUUCUAUUCCCUGAGGGGGUUCUACCACGUGGAAACGCUCUUUAAUGGAACUUUAGCUGUAGCUGGUCGUGACCAAGAAACCACCGGUUUUGCUUGGUGGGCCGGAAAUGCUCGACUUAUUAAUUUAUCCGGUAAAUUACUAGGAGCUCACGUAGCUCAUGCUGGGUUAAUCGUAUUCUGGGCUGGAGCAAUGAACCUAUUUGAAGUGGCUCAUUUUGUACCAGAGAAGCCGAUGUAUGAACAAGGAUUAAUUUGA
This is a messenger RNA of Linum tenue, 264 nucleotides long. NCBI's taxonomy places the organism in Eukaryota, Viridiplantae, Streptophyta, Magnoliopsida, Malpighiales, Linaceae. The record is from the annotation of a GenBank genome assembly.